UUGCGGUGCUUCGCGCAGAGGUUCAUCGUCGUGUGUCGUUCAAGUCCAUUUGAGUUUACCCAAAAAUGCCGAGUCAAGAAGUCGUGACAACGAAAGUUGUGGUGCACCCGCUGGUGCUGUUGAGUGUGGUGGACCAUUUUAAUCGUAUGGGAAAAAUCGGAAACCAAAAAAGAGUGGUUGGUGUCCUUUUGGGCUGUUGGCGGGCUAAGGGUAUCUUGGAUGUGUCAAACAGCUUUGCAGUACCUUUCGACGAGGAUGACAAGGAUAAGAGUGUGUGGUUCUUGGACCAUGAUUACCUCGAAAACAUGUAUGGAAUGUUCAAGAAAGUUAAUGCUCGUGAGAAGGUAGUGGGUUGGUAUCAUACCGGGCCCAAAUUACAUCAAAAUGAUGUUGCCAUUAAUGAACUGAUAAGAAGAUACUGUCCCAAUUCAGUUCUGGUCAUCAUUGAUGCCAAACCAAAGGACCUUGGUCUUCCUACAGAGGCAUAUCAAGCAGUUGAAGAAGUACAUGAUGAUGGCUCCCCAACCUCCAAAACUUUUGAGCAUAUUCCUAGUGAAAUUGGAGCCGAGGAAGCCGAAGAAGUCGGAGUAGAGCAUUUACUGAGAGAUAUCAAAGAUACCACAGUUGGUACAUUAAGUCAAAGAAUCACGAACCAGCUGCUCGGUUUGAAAGGUCUUCACGAGCAGAUCCGGGAAAUUAGAGAUUACCUGCUUCAGGUUGGCAGCGGCAAGUUACCGAUAAAUCAUCAAAUCGUUUAUCAGCUUCAGGAUAUAUUUAAUUUGCUGCCGGAUAUGACCCAAAGCACCUUUGUCGAUUCGCUAUAUGUAAAAACGAACGAUCAAAUGUUAGUUGUAUAUCUAGCAGCUCUCGUUAGGUCCAUAGUGGCGUUACACAAUUUAAUUAACAAUAAGUUGACCAAUCGCGACGCUGAGAAGAAGGAGACGGAUAAGAAGGAAACGAAGAAGGAAGAGAAGAAGGAAGAGGAGAAGAAAGAGGAGAAGGCGAAAACCAAGAGCCAGUGAUCGGAGUACCUCUGAACCCGCUUAAUUGCGCGAUUGAUCGAGACUGUUAAAGUUGAGAACGUAUUAUUGAAUCCGCGUGUAAUAGUCGAGCCUGUCUACGAUUUGUAAAUUAAAUACAGAAGAUCUUUUGUAGAUUAAAUACAGAAAAUCGUACUCCAUUUAUAAACAACGAUACUUGAAGUAUGUAUCACGUUCAAUUGCAAACUGGCUCCCAAACUGAUUCCGAGAAUCCGUGAGGAUAUCUUCGAUUAGACGCGAAAGG
This is a messenger RNA of Dinoponera quadriceps, 1284 nucleotides long. RefSeq names its product 26S proteasome non-ATPase regulatory subunit 7 (gene Rpn8). Gene Ontology annotation, biological process: proteasome-mediated ubiquitin-dependent protein catabolic process. Gene Ontology annotation, cellular component: proteasome complex; proteasome regulatory particle. Gene Ontology annotation, molecular function: metallopeptidase activity; protein binding. The coding region runs from base 66 to 1022 and encodes 318 amino acids. The transcript has 5 exons. The record is from RefSeq and is a predicted model, not a curated record. NCBI's taxonomy places the organism in Eukaryota, Metazoa, Arthropoda, Insecta, Hymenoptera, Formicidae.